GGUCGUAGCAUAUUUGAACAUACAAAUACCACAGCUUUUAGGAGGAAUUAUUGAUGUUGUAUCAAAACAUUCUAAUGAAAUAGCUAUAAUAGGAUCAGGAGACAUGGCUUCUGGAAGUUUUUUCAAAGAUAUGAAAGCUCCGGCUUUGCAUCUCUUAUCAAUGUAUGGAGCACAGUCAUUCUUCACGUUUAUGUACAUUUAUCUUUUAUCCGGAAUCGGUGAAAAAUUAGCAACAAGUAUACGACAUGAUUUAUUUAAAUCGUUGUUGAAGCAGGACAUUGAAUUUUUUGAUAAGCAUAGAACUGGAGAACUGGUCAACAGAUUAACGACUGAUGUACAAGACUUCAAAUCAUCUUUCAAACAAACGAUAUCUCAGGGACUGAGAGCAAUUGCCCAAUUAAUUGGUGGUUCAACAUCACUUUAUAUUAUUUCUCCGGCAUUAUCAAGUAUAGCCUUCGUUUGCAUUCCGACAGCUGUUAUUAUUGGAAGCUAUGUGGGAUCCAUACUGAGGAAGAAAUCUAGAGAGGCUCAGGCUCAGAUGGAAAGAGCUACCGGAGUUCUAGACGAAGCAAUUUCAAACAUAAGAACUGUAAGAGCAUUCGCGAUGGAGGAUACAGAGUCGGAUUUAUUUUUAUGGGAAGCCGAAAGAGCUCAAACCUUGAACGAAGAUUUAGGAGUGGGCAUUGCCAUGUUUCAAGCUGCCACUAACCUUUUCCUCAAUGGUUUGGUGCUAGGUACUCUCUACGCAGGCGGAUCCCUUUUAGCCACCGACCAGCUCACGGCUGGUGAAUUGAUGGCAUUCCUGGUUGCCUCUCAGAACGUCCAAAAAUCGUUGGCCCAGGGUUCUAUGCUGUUGGGUUCCGUGGUCCGAGGAAUGAGUGCCGGUGCCCGAGUUAUGGAGUACAUCGGCAUCGAGCCAAAAGUUCCACUGAAAGGCGGGAUGGAGAUUCCACCAAAUGAAUUCAAUGGAAAUAUUAAAUUUUGUAGGGUAUCAUUCGCAUAUCCUACAAGACCAGGAAAUACUGUUCUCAAAGAUUUUAGUUUAGACAUUCCUGCCGGAAAGACAGUUGCACUUGUUGGAGUUUCUGGAAGUGGAAAAUCAACGGUCGCCAAUCUCAUAGAACGAUUUUACGAGCCUAAAACUGGUUCAAUAUCUAUCGAUGGAUAUGAUUUGAAAGAAUUAUGUCCAACAUGGCUUCGUGGAACCAGCGUCGGAUUGAUAGAACAAAAUCCAACUCUAUUCGCUACCACAGUGAUGGAAAAUAUACGAUAUGGAAAACCUACUGCUUCGGAUGAACAAGUAAUCGAAGCAGCUAUGCAAGCGAAUGCCCAUGAAUUCAUAUUAGGAUUCACGAAUGGUUACCGAACCUUAGUCGGCGAAAGAGGAGCUGCUCUGUCUGGUGGCCAAAAACAAAGGAUCGCCAUUGCUAGGGCUCUGCUAAAGAAUCCUAAAAUAUUAGUGUUGGACGAAGCCACAAGUGCCCUAGAUACCCAAAGUGAAGCCCUUGUGCAGAGAGCCCUUGACAAUGCCACCAAAGGCAGAACUGUUGUAGUUAUAGCUCAUCGUUUAUCAACUAUCAGAAAUGCCGACAUCAUAGUGGUCAUGAAACAUGGAAAAAUCGUAGAGGUAGGAUGGGAUGUGAAGUAA
Messenger RNA from Ctenocephalides felis (cat flea), 1648 nucleotides. RefSeq names its product ATP-binding cassette sub-family B member 8, mitochondrial-like. Bases 104 to 1648 code for a protein of 514 amino acids. Gene Ontology annotation, biological process: transmembrane transport. The record is from RefSeq and is a predicted model, not a curated record. Gene Ontology annotation, molecular function: ATP hydrolysis activity; ATP binding; ABC-type transporter activity. The transcript is spliced from 10 exons. Gene Ontology annotation, cellular component: membrane. Lineage: Eukaryota; Metazoa; Arthropoda; Insecta; Siphonaptera; Pulicidae.